AUGGACUACGAAGUAUGCAGAAAAGUGUGGGAAUCGCAUGUUCCAUGUCAAUUCACACUACAAUCUUCUGGCGGAACUCACGGAGAACCUCUACCAUUCUAUACGAUGCUCCCAAGAUUCUCAUAUUUGGCUCUGGCAAUACAGAAAGUGCUCAGCUCAUUUAAUCGUCGCGACGACGGUGAAAAAGUGCAUUCUGACAAAAUGUGGCUGGAACAUAACGGAAUUCCGCUGAAAAUGUACAUUCCAAUCGGUGUGAUCUACGAUCAAGCGAACCUAUCGGAAAAUGAUUCGAUUUUGGAGAUUAUUGUACGAACAUCCCAGCCGCCCCCGCAAUUUCAAAUGGUUGAUCGGGAUAUGAUGGAGGCAAUGUUUAUGCAAAAUAUUAAGGAAGCCGACUAUUUGAAGACUAAAGCCGAGAUUACAAAGAAUAUGAUGAAAGACGAGUCGGCACAGUUGUGGAGAAGUGUUUGCAAUAUUCCAGACAACUUUGACGAGUUCUGGACGAUCGUUCAAAAACUGAUGGAAACUAGUGAGGGUAACGAAUUUGCACACAUUCCACUACGGGUUUAUGUCAAGAAUCAGGCAUUUAAACAGGCCCUAAUCACUGCCAAACACCCAGACGGAUCCCUACGAACAAUUGGUGAAGCUGUCUCAGAUGUUCUAUCAUCAUCAUCAUCAUCCUCAACGGAUUCUCAAUCGGAACACCCACCACGUCUGAUCUCGCACGGAAUCGACAUUCCCCAUCACACCCCAUUGAUUUUCGCCGCCAAAAACUUGUCCUAUCCGGAUAACUUUAUUCACGUUGUCCUCCUCCUCGUCGUCCCUUAACUCUUCAUCACUGCAUCUUUUUUAUUGAUUUUUUCGUGUUUUUUUUAAUGUAUAAUUUUAUUCACAAGUCUGAACAUUUUGUAAAAUUGUAAAAAAUUUUGAUGUGUGUGUGUGAAUACUUUUUAUUUAUAUAUAUAUCAUUACUUAUAUAUAAAAAAUCUCUUCCAGG
Caenorhabditis elegans is the source of this 997-nucleotide messenger RNA. RefSeq names its product Autophagy-related protein 5 (gene atg-5). Lineage: Eukaryota; Metazoa; Nematoda; Chromadorea; Rhabditida; Rhabditidae. Gene Ontology annotation, cellular component: phagophore assembly site membrane; cytoplasm. Gene Ontology annotation, biological process: vacuole organization; autophagy; macroautophagy. The record is from RefSeq and is marked reviewed.